AUGGCGAGGAGUAAAGUGGUUAGUAGUGGUCACGGGAUAUGGAAAUAUUUCAACCCAGCUUAUUAUCUCCGAAGGCCGAGGCGUCUAGCUUUCCUCAUCAUCCUCUUCGUCUCUGUUUCCAUGGUCGUCUGGGAUCGUCAAACUCUUUCCCGAGAUUACGAGUCUGAAGUUUCCAAGUUAAAUGAAGAGCUUUUGCGGUUGCAGCAGAUGUUAGAAGAGGUAAAAGUCGUCACAGAGGAUGUAUCUGUGAGCUCUUUGAAGCAUGUCCAGGAAGAUCCAGUUGAUGCGCAGCGGAUGCAGAGAGUUAAAGAAGCAAUGAUUCAUGCUUGGAGUUCUUAUGAAAAGUAUGCCUGGGGACAAGAUGAGCUUCAGCCCCAGACAAAAGAUGGCGUUGACAGUUUUGGUGGCCUCGGAGCAACUAUGAUAGAUGCAUUAGAUACACUCUAUAUAAUGGGUCUAGAUGAGCAGUUUCAGAAAGCCAGAGAGUGGGUUGCGAGCUCAUUAGAUUUCGACAAGGAUUACUCGGCCAGUAUGUUUGAGACAACCAUAAGAGUAGUGGGAGGGCUUCUCAGUGCGUAUGAUCUCUCCGGGGACAAAAUUUUCCUUGAAAAGGCUACGGAUAUAGCAGACAGAUUGUUGCCUGCAUGGGACACUAAAUCGGGUAUACCAUAUAAUGUCAUCAACUUGAGACAUGGAAAUGCUCACAAUCCUUCAUGGGCUGGGUCAAACAGUAUUCUUGCGGAUUCUGGGACUGAGCAGCUCGAGUUUAUUGCCCUUUCCCAGAGGACAGGGGACCCAAAAUAUCAGCAAAAGGUAGAAAAGGUUAUAUCAGUACUAAAUAAGAACUUCCCUGCUGAUGGUUUACUUCCGAUCUAUAUAAAUAUCGAUUCAGCUGAUAAUCCAUCCUACUCUUCUACCAUGACAUUUGGUGCCAUGGGAGACAGCUUUUACGAAUAUUUGCUCAAAGUUUGGGUCUUUGGGAGCAAAACUUUAGUAGUGAAACACUAUAGAGAGAUGUGGGAGAAAUCAAUGAAAGGUCUGCUAAGCUUGGUUAAGAAAUCAACACCUUCGUCGUUUACAUAUAUCUGUGAGAAGAAUGGAAAUUCUUUGUCCGAUAAGAUGGAUGAAUUGGCAUGCUUUGCUCCUGGAAUGUUGGCUUUAGGAGCAUCUGGGUAUGAUGAUCCUGCUGAAGCAAAGAAGUUCCUCACACUUGCUGAAGAGCUUGCAUGGACAUGUUAUAACUUUUACCAAUCAACACCAACAAAACUGGCUGGGGAGAAUUAUUUCUUCAACUCUGGGAAUGACAUGAGUGUUGGAACGUCAUGGAACAUCUUGAGACCAGAGACUGUCGAAUCACUGUUUUACCUCUGGCGGUUAACUGGCAACAAGACAUAUCAAGAAUGGGGAUGGAAUAUAUUUGAAGCGUUUGAGAAGAACUCACGCAUAGAGUCUGGAUACGUCGGUUUGAAGGAUGUUAAAACAGGAGCUAAGGACAACAAGAUGCAAAGUUUCUUCCUUGCAGAAACGCUCAAGUAUCUCUAUCUUCUCUUCUCGCCCACAACGGUCAUUCCCUUGGACGAGUGGGUGUUCAACACAGAAGCUCAUCCACUUAAGAUCGUGCCAUGGAAUGAUAAUAAGGUAAAGCUUGAACAAUCUAACAGCGUCCAGCUACACAAACCGGCAAUUAGAUUACGCCAGAGGCGGUUCGGUCGGAUAACAAACAAGUCAGUCGGAUAA
Molecule: messenger RNA, 1737 nt
Organism: Microthlaspi erraticum
Lineage: Eukaryota; Viridiplantae; Streptophyta; Magnoliopsida; Brassicales; Brassicaceae
Source: the annotation of a GenBank genome assembly